This is a messenger RNA of Danaus chrysippus (African queen), 2787 nucleotides long. NCBI's taxonomy places the organism in Eukaryota, Metazoa, Arthropoda, Insecta, Lepidoptera, Nymphalidae. The record is from the annotation of a GenBank genome assembly.
AUGGGAGUACCAGCAUUCUUUCGAUGGCUAAGUCGUAAAUACCCUAGCGUUAUUGUCGAAUGUGUUGAACAGAGGCCAACCGACGUAGAUGGCCAGCUUAUAUAUGCAGACUCCUCAUUACCAAACCCUAAUGGGAUCGAAUUUGAUAACCUAUAUUUGGAUAUGAAUGGGAUCAUCCAUCCUUGUACACAUCCUGAAGAUAAACCGCCUCCCAAGGACGAAGAUGAGAUGAUGGUGGCUAUCUUCGAAUGUAUCGACAGGUUAUUCCGCAUCGUAAGACCGAGGAAACUGUUGUACAUGGCUAUUGAUGGAGUUGCACCUAGAGCUAAAAUGAACCAACAAAGGUCUCGGCGAUUCAGAGCGUCUAAAGAGACACAGGAAAAAAUAGAAGAAAUAGCUCGGAUCAGAAACGAGCUGCAAGUCAAAGGGGCUUACUUACCACCAGAGAGACCCAAAGAGGCACAUUUUGACUCCAACUGUAUCACUCCAGGAACACCUUUCAUGGAUCGGCUGAGCAAGUGCUUACAUUACUAUAUACAUGACAGAUUAAACAAUGACCCUGGCUGGAAGGGGAUCAAGGUUAUACUAUCAGAUGCUAAUGUGCCGGGGGAGGGGGAGCAUAAAAUUAUGGAUUACAUCAGGAGACAAAGGGCCCAGCCAGACCACGAUCCCAACACUCAGCAUGUGCUGUGUGGAGCCGAUGCUGACCUCAUCAUGUUAGGGCUGGCGACCCACGAGCCAAACUUCACUAUAAUCCGCGAGGAGUUCAAACCCAACAAGCCUAGACCGUGUGAUGUCUGUGGACAGCUAGGUCAUGAAAUGAAGGAGUGUACCGGAACUACUCCGGACGCCUCACUGGUACGAUCUGAUCCAUCCUUUGGUAACCAGGACAGCUUCAUCUUCGUGAGGCUGACGGUACUGAGGGAGUAUUUAGAGAAGGAGCUGAGUAUGCCGAACCUCCCUUUCAGCUACGACUUCGAGCGCGCGCUGGACGACUGGGUGUUCAUGUGCUUCUUCGUGGGAAACGACUUUUUGCCUCAUCUACCCUCGCUGGAGAUACGCGAGGGGGCGGUGGACCGGCUCGUUAACUUGUACAAGAAAUGUGUUUAUAAGACUAGGGGUUGGAUCACAGACUCAGGCGACGUGAAUCUUGACCGGGUACAGGUCAUCAUGGAUGAGCUGGGACGAGUGGAAGAUGAGAUCUUCAGGAGACGGCAUCAGAACGAGCUCAGCUUCAAGGCGAGGGAGAAGCACAAGAAACAGCAGAAGAUUAACUUCGAAUUACUGGAGAAGACGCAGUUCGCACCCAUGAAAGUGGGAGAGGAGACUAAAACAGUGGAGAACGCUCGCAAGGAGGCGGCCAACAUACGACUGGCGGGCAUGCAGGCUGUGGCAGAGGCGGAGAAGGAACAGCGCGGUCAGAAGCGGUCGGCGGAGCAGGCGGGGCUGGACGAUGAUGACGCUCAUGAUGAAGUGAGGCUCUGGGAGGAGGGCUUCAAGGAGAGAUACUACGAGAGCAAGUUCGAGGUGGCCAGGGACAACCUGGAGUUCAGGUACCGCGUGGCGCUGCAGUACGUGCGCGGCCUGUGCUGGGUGCUCCGCUACUACUACCAGGGCUGCGCCAGCUGGAAGUGGUACUUCCCGUAUCACUACGCGCCCUUCGCCUCCGACUUCGUCAACAUCCAGGGCCUGUCCACCAAGUUCGAGCGAGGCACGCAACCGUUCCGUCCCCUGGAGCAGCUGAUGGGCGUGUUCCCGGCCGCCAGUUCGCAGCACGUGCCUCGACCCUGGGCCACGCUUAUGUCCGACCCGUUCUCCCCCAUCAUCGACUUCUACCCCACGGAUUUCAAGAUAGAUCUGAACGGGAAGAAGUUCGCGUGGCAGGGAGUCGCGCUGCUGCCCUUCGUCGAUGAAAACAGACUGUUCAAGGCGUUGGAGCCAUACUACGACGACCUCACACAGGCUGAGAAGCAACGCAACAUCAAAGGCCACGAUCGUCUGUACGUAGCGCCGGCCAACAAGAGCUAUGAGUUCUUGUCUUCCUUAUACUCGGAGGCGGGGGACGACUUGACCCGGCUCAUACAGACGGAACAGAAGUACCCCUACAGGUGUGACGGGGUCCGCGGGGACGUCAUGCUUAGCGCGGACUGUGUACGACUUGGAGGUCAGCUGCCGUCGCCAGUAGUGGGUUUGGAACCGGUUACGGAUAACCGGGUGGUGUGUGUGAGGUACCAGGACCCGCAGUUCCCGGACGAGUUCGUGUUCCCGGCCAGGAGGCUGCGGGGGGCCGUCGACCCGCCCAGGGUACUGAAACCUGGGAACCUGUCACACCAGGAGAACAGGAACUGGCGACCGCAGAUAGGUAUGGUCCGGUCGCACACGAUAGCGUCCCUGGAGGUGGCCGGUCACCGCAUGCUGGGCCACCAGCUGGCUCGGAACACACACGGGAACGUGCCCCCGCCGCAACACAAUCGGUCGCAAUCCUUCGGUCCUUACCGUGGCGGGUACGUGCCCAGUCAGGGUUACAACCAGGGCUACAACCGCUCAUACAACACACAGGGGCAGGACAGAGGGUACAACCAGGACAGGGGGAACCACAACCAGGGUUACAGACAGAACUACAACAGCAACCAGAACUACAGACAGAACCAAGGUUACUCGCAGAACAAGUACCAGGGAGGGUACCAGAGGCAGGGCAGCGACAGGCAGGGGUACGGACAGGGGAACAACCAGAACCAGAGACCUUCUGGCUCAAGUCGCUAUCAGGGAAACUCGACGUGGCGCUGA